Messenger RNA from Archocentrus centrarchus (flier cichlid), 2248 nucleotides. It is a transcript of the gene ifi35, whose product is annotated as interferon-induced protein 35. The transcript is spliced from 10 exons. Bases 134 to 1258 code for a protein of 374 amino acids. NCBI's taxonomy places the organism in Eukaryota, Metazoa, Chordata, Actinopteri, Cichliformes, Cichlidae. The record is from RefSeq and is a predicted model, not a curated record. Gene Ontology annotation, cellular component: nucleus.
UUGUUUGUUUUGAGUGCAGCGCCCCCUGAUGGUGGAAAGCAGCACAAACGUCGGGGCGCCUCCCGCAGGGAAAAAGAAACUGAAAGAACGAAUGUAGCUUCAGAGAAGUGAUCGGCAGCAGGUUACUUUCACUAUGUCGUCAGACGAGGACUUCUCUCUGGUGCCGGCCCCACCAUCCGAGGACACCUUGGAGGGGAUUAUGGCUUCAAUCAACAACUACAAGAAAAAGUAUGACCAGCUGAUGGAGGAGCACAAGGAGCUGGCUAUAAGCAGAGACGACCGGCGAGAUCUGACCACACAGUUCAGACAGCGCAUUGGCAAACUGACCCAGGAUCUGGAGCGUGACAAAGACUCCUACAACGACCAGCUUGCAUUUGAAGAGGCAAAACUGGAACAGCUAAAGGAGGAGCAGCUCAAACUGUUGGAGGAGAUCCGGAGAACCAAAAAUGCUAUUAAGGAGGAAGAGGCCAACAAGGACCACCUGAAACAGCAGGCAGAUGUGUUCAGCGCUGUACCAGAGAGGAAGGUUGUCUUCAAGGGAGUGACCGGAAAUUCAAACAACAAGCAAGAGUUUGAGAUGAAACCUCACAUCGUUUACCCGAUGGAGGGCGGAACGGCGCUGGUUACAUUCGAGGAGGAAGUCGUGGCAAAGAAGAUUUUGGAACUGAAGACGCAUAAGGUCGAUCUGGGAGGAGAGUGCAGCAUCGAAGUGGAGGCCAGGCCGGUUCAUCUGAUGCUGCCCGAACUGGUGGAGAUCAACUCUGAGGUUUGUUCUCAGCGCGUUUUGAUCUCCAACCUGCCUGUGAUGGACACUGACAUUCUGCUGGACAAGCUGCAGAUCCAUUUCUCCAGAUCUAAAAAUGGAGGUGGUGAGGUGGACGAUUGCGAAUACCUGUCUGACUCUAAGACAGUGGUCCUCACAUUUGUGGAGAAAGACAUUGCCAAACGUUUGACAGAAGAAGAGUUUCAUGACGUGAUACUCCCAAAGAAGAAGCACAAAGUCAGAGUGACUCCUUUUCUGAAUGGAAAGAUUUCUAACCUCAAGACCAAGAUGAAGGCGUGUCCUCGGACAGUAAUGCUGACAGGAAUACCCAACAUCAUGGAGCGGGAAACUCUGCAGGACCUGCUGGAAAUCCACUUCCAGAAAAACACCAAUGGUGGAGGAGAAAUCGAAGCCUUCCUCUACAACCCACUGGAUCAGCACGCCUCUGCGCUGUUUGGGGGCGUCUCACCGGACUCGGAGGAGGAGGAAGAGUAGAUUUACCACUGUUGCUUCACAAAAGGUUCAGGGUUAAUAUCAUCUACCAAAACUAGAGACAAGCUCUUGUUUUCAUCCCGUGUGUGAGGGGAAGUCAGCGUAAAAUUAUUAAAGUUCUUAUUCAGAGAUGGUUUCUGGCAUCAAUAAAGAGGGUGGUAAUUUUUCCAUGAUUGCAGUCUAGUGAGAUUAAAGAGAAGGUCUAUCUAUAAAGUAUUUAACCUGGGCUAAAUACUGUGGUAUCAUAGUGAUGCAAUAGUACCAUUGAUUAUUUUUGCACUCGUAUAAACUGAUGAAAGCAUUUCUAGUCUUACUGCAAACAAAUGUAAAGGGCCUCAUGUAACAUGUUAAACUGUGUGAAAUGAAGACACAAUUUUUAUUUCCCUCUCAAACGGGUCAAAACAUGUUUAAGAAUAGUUUGAGAUUUGAUUGAUUUCCUAGUGGUGACAAGAAGGAAGACUUCUUCCUGGUUUGAUAGUGCUGCUCAUUAAUAAAACACAGGAAGUGGUAGGAGUCAUUUAUUACAGUCUCUGAGGAAGAAAGCUGAGAAAAGUGAGUGAGCAGCACAAAAUUAUACACUGUAGAUAAAGAUGGACAUAUAGCUUUGGCCACUGCCAUGUUUGACCAUAUUUGGACAAGAGGGUGGAGUUUUUAGCUAAUGGUGGCAAGCUGCAUUCAUUUGUGGUGUAUUCAAUGCACAGCCAUUCACAUAUGUGUAAAAUAAUGCUGAGUAACAGAGGAAUAAAAUGACUCACACUUCACAGCAGGCCACUUUAUUUGUUCGAAUGUUGCCAUGUCUCUAAUUUUAAGGUGAAACUGAAUCCCAAUGGACAUUUUAAAAAUCCUGAUGAGCUUAGGUCCCUCCAUGAAAAUGGGACAUUGUGCAUCUUAAGUUAUUAGAGAAGUAUUUGGAUUUCUGUAUACACAACACUUAUUUCUCAUCCUGUAAUUGAAAUAUGAAAAAAAAAAUAAAAAUUACCUUGUAGGAUUUCA